Messenger RNA from Trichomycterus rosablanca, 8540 nucleotides. It is a transcript of the gene sorbs2b, whose product is annotated as sorbin and SH3 domain containing 2b. The coding region runs from base 64 to 5571 and encodes 1835 amino acids. The record is from RefSeq and is a predicted model, not a curated record. Gene Ontology annotation, molecular function: protein binding. The transcript is spliced from 29 exons. Gene Ontology annotation, cellular component: plasma membrane. NCBI's taxonomy places the organism in Eukaryota, Metazoa, Chordata, Actinopteri, Siluriformes, Trichomycteridae.
GGAGUUCCAACAAAACAAAAUCCAGCCAUCAGCUCCUUCAGUCCACAUGGAAGUCAGCCUGGCAUGCGCCAUGUUUAUUUAUUUUUUGUAACAGCACUGCUAAUGGAUUUUUUUCAUCGUUUUGCAGGACUGCAUGAUUUUAAGACCACACUAAAGGAAGAUAUCUUCAACAUGAAUGCAGGCACAGAAUCUUCACUGACAGAUCCAGAUGUGUGGCGGCAUUACGGCACUGGCGAUGCUCUAAGCAACGGCAACACAGCCACUUCCUCUUUGGCAGCUAAAGGAUACAGGAGUGUUAGGCCCAACCUGCAGGAAAAGAAAUCACCCACUCUGACUCACAGAAAGAGCUCUCAGCUGCACCCUGCUGACUAUAAUCCAGGACUUAUUAGCCUCGCUAAUUACCCCACACACUGCCAUCAUGACCCUCAGGUUAUAACACACAGCAUGUUCUCCAGGGGAAUGACGUCUGCACGCUCAGAGCAUAGCUCACAGAAACUCAUCCCCAGAUCCGGCUCUCGUCCCAGCAUCACUGAGUCUACCCAUCUUCUCAGAUAUAACAGUUUACCCAGCAUUACUGCCCUAGAGGAACCUAGCAUCCACUCAUGGUCCCUAAAUCACUCUAAAUCACCUGCCACAGCUAGUCAGCCUGAGAGACACAUAGCCUCCUUGUAUAUUUACGUUAAUCCACGCCAUCAGACAGAAGCCAGAUACACCCCGGCUCUGUCUGCUACCCUCCCCUCUCCACGCAGACGAUGGGACCCUCAGGAUACCAGAACAUUCUUUCACUCUUCACUGCCCCCUGCAGAUCAACAAGUGGCCUACCCAGACGACCUCCGUCCACGUUCUCUUUCCCUUAGGCAUAACUUGCCUAGCAAGGAUCCAAGUCGCUGCUCCUCCCGUGCUCAGAGCGAAUCUUCUACGGUCAUGCUGGAAGAGCUAAGAGCACUAGACCCAGAGGGUCGUUCUGAAACCCCCUCACCCACCUUCAACCACCUGAGCUCUGCCAUUAACAACACGGUGCUACACGUCCCUGCAGCUAAUACUGUUAAUGGGCAGAUGGCUGUAAACGGCAGCGUAGGUGUGGCCACAAGCCUAAAAAGUCACAACCAAAGACCCUUCUCUCCUUCUACGUAUCCUCGUCCUCCCUCUUUCAGCCCGAGUCUCACAGCCAUGCAGCAGGGCCGGAGCACUCCUGUUAAGUCCAGCGCUUCAGUCUACACCAGCUUGGGUUCGGUGGGCUCUGGUCAAGCUCCAGGGGAUGAAAAGAGAGGUACAGGGGCCAAAACUCCUCUUUACUCUGGCAUUGGCCCUGUGGAUGAGUCUGGAGUUCCCACUGCUAUGAAAACGACUGUGGACAGGCCAAAAGACUGGUACAAGACCAUGUUUAAGCAGAUUCAUGUGGUGCAGAAACCAGAAAAUGAAUACUCCAGUAAUACCACUCAACCUAGUACAAACCCUGAGAAGCUUAGUACAUCUAAUACAUCUCAGGCACAUCCUGCAUCUAAGAGCAGCACAUACAGACCCAUCACCAAGAGCAUCUCUGAUAAUGGCACUUGUGGAUUCAGAUCACCCAGCUCGUUCCUGCCAUCUUCAUCAUCAGCUCAGCCAAUGAGUCAUGACCGCAACAGCUGCCAAAGUGGCAGUAGUACACCAGAUAUAAAUAAGUGGAGUCCUCCAGACAAAAAAGUAGACACACGCAAAUACAGAGCCGAGCCCAGGAGUAUCUUUGACUAUGAGCCGGGGAAAUCAUCAAUUCUAGAUCACGAGAAAGCAAGGAGUAACCUAACCCCAGAUGAGCUAGAUUUAGAGAAUGAGCCCUGGUAUAAGUUCUUUGCAGAGCUGGAGUUUGAACGGCCGCCUCCUAAAAAACGACUAGAUUACAGCCCAGAUAGCGGCCUACAAAUUCAACAUGAGACGUCAUUUUACCAGCCAGCUGUAGACAGAAGCUUUGAUCGACCCUUAAGCUCUGCCAGUGACAACAGGACAAGACGGAAGUCAGAGCCCACAUCCACCCAGUCUCGACCUCAGAGCUCACUGAGCUCUAUUCAGAGCAUUGGUAGACCAGCUGAUUCCCUCUCUGCUUAUGUACCUGAGAGGCCCAGAACCAGUAGCACCCAGAGAAAGCCCUCCACACCCUCCACAGUGUCCUCCCCAGCCAGAUCAAAAGGUGGGGAUAAUGGCAUGAUGCACUCUGCACAUUUAAACGGUCAAAGUCCAAACCAUAAUACCUCUGUACCCUCAUAUAAAAACAACAAUCGAAACGAGGACGCAUUCAUCCAAAACACGGCCAUUUUUUCUGCCUCGGAGAAUCUAACAAAUGGUUGGCAAACAGAACAAGACACAGCGAUCACUCCUAAGUCCAAGUCUUUAAGCUGUGAUGAUCUCCUUUCUGAGAGCCAGGUUAAAAGCAUGGGAGAAUGGUUUGAGAACAAUGGCUCCCUGUUGCAAAAUGGAAAACAAAUACCUCACAAUGCCAGUCAGGCCUCAGAAGAAUCAAGAGAGCGCAGAAGACACCGCUCAGCUCAUGAUGCACCAGGUUUCCUCAAACUCUACAAGACAAUGCAUCACAUUAACCGUCAGGAGCUGACCAAUGCCGUGGUCUGCUCUGUCAAAGCCAGGAUACGGAAUUAUGAGAAUGAGCAGAUGAGGAAUCCUUGCUUGGAUGCUGAUGGAUCCAACAGCGUGAUACCCCAUGAUAUGGUGCACAACAGGAUCUCUCAAUUUGAGAGUUUGAUCCAGAAAUCCAAAUCAAUGCCAAACUUGGGAAGUGGGUGCCUGUCCAGGGGCCCAGGAACAAGGAUUAACAGCCCUAAUCACAGCUACACCAGUGAAUCUCUGCUAGACGAAGAACCAGCAGCGAGGAAUCUUCUAGAAGGCCCGCCACAAUACCCCAAGAUCAAUGUGGCAAUGCAUGUAGAAACAACGACUGACCACAUACAAUGUUCCUCCAAUGGUCAGCAGGACUUCUCUGACAGUGAACAUGAUGGUGUUGUAUCUGAUCUUAGUGACUUCAUACAAAUUGAGGACUCAUCCUUCUGCAGCGAGAGUGACUUUGACCACUGCUCACUUAACUCCUUUGACAACUUCUGUGAGUCUGGCCACCAUAAUUACCACAGGCAACUGGUAAGUUCCUGUAAAGGCAGUUGUCCUGCCUCCUACACCCGCUUCACCACCAUGAUAAAACACGAGAGAGCCAAGAAAAAACAAAGACAGACUCUGCAGAUGGUGGAGUCUGAGAAUGGCCUCAACAAACUAGCUUUCUUGGUCAGCCCAGUUCCUUUCCACAGGAACAAGAAGUCUUCUCUGAGGGACGGCCGUGUACCGAAAUCCAAGUGCUGCGUGUACAGAGCUCUGGACUCAGCUCUGAAGGACAUCUACGAGCACAUUUGUGCUGAGAAAUGCAGGGGUAGCCUGCCAGAAAACAGCAUCCUCCACAGACUCCUAACAGAACUUCUUCCUGAAAUUCCUGCUAGGAACUCUUCUCUUCAGGCUUUGGACCAGUCCAGAUCUGCACACAGCUUUAGCUUGUAUCACCCUGAGCCUGAUGGCAUGUGCAGCCAGGACUGUUACCAGCCGGAGUAUUCCAGUCUGCCCUGCAGUGCUUCCUGCAACCAUAGUGAAAGCGUCAACAACCUGAAAAUCCACGAAGCUCAUCAUUACUUUGAAGAUCCAGAAACCUCCAGAAGUUUUUCUUAUUCUGAUGUAGGCCGACAGACUCCACAAAGCAGGAGGACUACACCAGAAGUCAAAGAGAAACUGCCAGCCCGAGCAGUAUACGACUUCAAGGCCAUGACGGCAAAAGAGCUGCCGUUUAAAAAAGGGGAGAUUGUGUAUAUCACACGACAGGUAGAUAAUAACUGGUUUGAGGGAGAGCACCAUGGAGGAGUGGGUAUCUUCCCCAUCAAAUAUGUGGAGAAAAUUUCUCCCUCAGAAAGGCAGCAGCCAGUAAGGCCGCCUCCUCCAGCGCAGACUACAGAGAUUGGUGAAGCUGUGGCUCGCUACAACUUCAAUGCCGACACCAACGUGGAGCUUUCAUUAAGGAAGGGUGAACGUGUUAUACUGCUGCGCCAAGUUGACCAGAACUGGUAUGCGGGCAAGGUCCCAGGCACAAACAGACAAGGAAUCUUUCCAGUGGCCUAUGUGGACAUCAUUAAGAAACCCUCUUCUAAAACGUCUGGCCAGCCUCCAGGAGUCUCACAUAGUUACUCCAGUGACCGGGUUCAAAGCAGGCCAUCAUCAACAUGCCCCAUCACCUUCCCUUCAUCCACUUCUCAACAGAUCACUUCACCUUCCCGUGGCUCACAAAGAGCAGCUAAUCUUCAGACUAUAACUGGCGAAUGGCUUGCCCUCACGCUAGGCCUGUCUCCUUCAGGAACUCCAGCCCCUACACCUCCCCCAUUACCCUCCAGUUUUCAGUAUGACUUUGAAAGGCUGGACCUGCUACUGUCGCCCUCACCUGCGGCCUCACCUGCUGUACUGGGCCCCUCCCCUUCCCUCACACCCCGCACCCUUACCCCAGCACUUAAGGAUGGUCACUUUGUUCCCAUCAGCUCGCCAAAAUCAUACAUGUCACCUGAACCCAGUCCCUCACCUCUACCCUACCUGACAUCAGCUUCUUUCACACCCUCCCCCAUCUCCCCGACCUUUGACUGCAGCCCAAAGUGUAACAGUGUCAUAGAGGCCUAUAAACCUAUGAGCCAGCUGGAGAAAGAGCCUUCUUUCUCAGAAAUUAUGGACACGUUGGACUCGCUCAGAUCAUGCACCCCAAAUGAGCUGGUUGUGUAUGAGCCCCAUGAAAAACCUCUGUCUUCUAAGUUCAUUCUGUCCUCCAGAGAACCUGAGGAGGAUGUAUGUGAAGAACUUGUGUCCAUCAUCAAAGCCAGCCAGUCGAAGAGUCCACUUGUGAAAUCAGAGGGUUUUUAUAGACAUGACCUGACCGACCCAGAGGAGCUACCCAAACUGUACAUAGAGGAGGACCCAAGUGAAGCCACUGGGGCUUAUUCAGACUCUCUGUCAUCAAAUACUUUUACCCCAGUGUGCCCAGAACGUAGUGACAUGUCAGAAUCUGAGGGUGAAGCUACGCAGAUUCCCUUGUCCCCACUUUCAUCGAAGCCUCUGCGCUCCACGCCCCCAUCCUCACCCAAGUUCUUGCCCUCUUCCCCACGCUCCACCCCUCCACUCCCCAUGCUGUCUCACUCUCCUCCUCCAUCCUCAAAAAAUCCUCGUUCCCCCAAGGUCAAGCCUGUCUUAAGGCAUGAUGUUGUGGUUAUCGGUAAGCCCCCCCGUAGUCCUGUGAUGUCUAGGAGGUCCUGCGGAUCACCUGUUAAAGGGCAAAACUAUUCAUCAUCUCAUAGGUCUCAGAGAACAUAUACACAGGAUCAUCUGCAAGGUGGUGGUGAACCGUUUCAGGCUAUCUAUAACUACACACCGCGCAAUGAGGAUGAGCUGGAACUGAAAGAAGGAGACGUUGUAGACGUGAUGGAGAAAUGUGAUGAUGGGUGGUAUGUAGGAACGUCCAGACGGAGCAAGUUUUUUGGCACCUUUCCUGGAAACUAUGUAAAGCGAAUAUAAGCUGAGCUGCUCUCUUUUCGUUUUUAUACUUUUGCUGACCCUGAAGCCACAGAGAUGAGACAGUGGGCGUCACUAUCUGUCAAAUAAAACAGACUCUUCUAUGUGAAACCAUCAGCACAAUUUUGUGUGGGACAUGAAGACCAGCCUCGCUGGCGUUGAAGUGAAUUACUACACAGCGUUAGUUGAAGGACUUUGAUCUCUUAUUCUGAAGCAAUUCUGAAGGAUUUUAAAAAAUGGCUUCUUUAAUUGCCUAUAUUUUUUAACAUUGUUUUUCAUUAAAGAAUCUCUGCUUGCUUUUGAGUACAGCUGAUCCAUUUAAAGUGAAGAAUUAACUAAGUGCCCUAUUUAUCUUUUAUUUAUUGAAAGGCUUAUAUAUAUUUGCUUGUUUUUUUUGGGUACAUUGAAGUAGGAAUGUUCUGAUGCUUUGGGACAAGGACAUGCCACUGCUAACCAAGUUCUGCAUUCUGAUCUAAUCUAGAUCUAGAUUAAAUAUUGAAGUGUCAUGCUGAGUAGGAUGGUUUAAAACUAUUCCUAUUUGAAACAUGCACAUACCAAUAGCAUCUAAUUUGGAAUGAACAUCCUUGAUUUCCUAUGGUUCUACUUUUUUUGUCUGUCCAGACAUUCCUAUAAGUGAAGAAUAUUUAUUAUAUCUUGUGAUUCUUCUAAAUCAGAAAAGCUCAUUUUUUAUACAGUGCAAAAGUCCUUAAUAUGAAUUUUGUAGAAUGACUGUUGGAGGAAACAUUACUUGGUGUACUGUUAUAAAUUCAUAAUAGUGUAUACUGCCUAAUAUUAAUGUUAAAUGCCAUAUGAUACUGCACACUGUCAUUUCCUUAUAAAUAAUCAUUAAACUGCUUAUUUGUAAUCUGGUCCCAUAUAUAUUAGAAAUGUAAUUUGAGUGAACAGGUAGUUUAUAUCUGUUUUGUUUUACUGAAAUGUUAUUUAAUUUAACAAUGUAUUUUGCUUAUUUACACGUGUUUUGGGUUGAAUAAGCAUUGCCCACGUUCUUUAAUGAUCAUGUUUAUUUUUCUGUUGUUUAUUUUUUGGAAAAAUGGUUUGAAUUUAUUGUGGUCAAGUGUCAAAUAUUCUUUGGCAUAAUUUCAUCCAAAGGAACACACAGUUGAGGUUAAGAUUUUCUCGCAGGCCAGGAUUUGAUCUUAUAGUCUUACAUUAGUGACAGAUUAGUAGUUACAGACUGAUGCCACCCUGUAACACUUGGUACAAGGCAUCAGUACAUAAGUACACCCCAUAUCAGGUUAAUUUAAUUAAAAAAAACUAUAUUAUAAAACCUUAAUUUAAAAAUACAUGUCUGCUUAUGAUUAUUAUUUUAAUAGGUAUUGUUUUAAUUAUUGUUUAAAAUAAAUAUUGUUUUUAAAGGUUUAACUAGGUGGUUAAUAUAUAAAUAUAGUUUUAUAUAGCACUUACUUUCACUUAAGGCUUCAUCUGGUUGCUGCUUUCUUUGGUGUUGUAAAUAAUUCCAGAUAAAUGAAAUUUUACACAAUGUGCUGCUUUUCUUUCAGGUCCACAUCCCAAACCCCAUCACACUGGGUUGCCAGUUAUUAAUCUAGUUUGUGUCAACUUUAACACGAGUUCCCAUCACACGUCUGGUUUUAGUGCUUUGCAUAAUAAGUUAAACUACACUGAAGUUACAAUAAGUGUUACUAAGAUUUGCGACACUAGAAUGUUUCUCUUUUUUCAAAACUUUUCUGUACUGUUACAUGUUUUGGUUGAUUAGCUUUUUACCAAUAAUGCCAACCAAAAAGUCCCAUUUCUUCUAUCUAAUUUAUGAUCAACCUCAAUGCAUGAGCAGUAACCACUGCCAAUAAACUAUUAAGAUGAAGCUGGAAUGAAUCCAAGCAAUAGCCUGUCAUCAAGAACUUCAGCUAGCAGUAAACUACCGUGGUUUGUGGUUAGAGUACUGGUAUGAGAGCUGUGUAUAUUUGUUUAAACUAGACUUUUAGUCUUUCAUGUAUUAGUAGUAGGUCAGUAUUGGGAAAACUUGUGAUUAUAGAGCAAAAUGUACCAAAUAGCCUUUAUGCAAUUUAGUGUAUAUUGUAUAUAUUGACUAAAUCUGUCCAGACAAUGAGUUUGGGUUGUCUAGAACAGCUAAGUGUUUAUUUUAUAUGAUUUUAUCCUUUUUUCUAAUGCAGGUUAUCUUUUUACAUUGGCACAUACAGUACAUCACAUUGCCAUAAACAUGAAAGAAGAAAGUAACAAAUUAAACAAAUGUAAUUUAACUAGAUUAAAAGAAAUAGUGUAAAUUCUGUGUGUCUAUAGAAAAAAAGUUAUUUAAGGAAAACAGCUAUUUUCAUAGUAAAACACAAUGCCAGAGCUUUAUUUGAAAGGGUAUUAAGUAGCUAUUCGACUGUGUGAUUGUUUCUAAAAUGCAUUUUGUUUGCAUGGUAAAUAUGUAAUGAUUGGUUAUUUAUUAGCUGGUCUGGAAUCAGUGCUGUGAAUAGAACCUAGAACCAUUUUACAGUGUUGAGAUGUCAAAUACAUAAACUACAGGCCUACAUUCAUACUGAUAAAAAAAACUAUUUCAGUAAAUAAGUACAUAAUUUGACCGGGGGCAUCCAAAACCCUUUCCACAAGUCUGUCUAACUUUUUUUUACAAGCUUCUAUAGGUUCUAAUUAUUCUGCCAGUUGGACAUUAUCUUCUUAUUGAACAGAUCACGUUCCAUAGGAGCUCUAACAAUGAAAAAUCCCAUGACCGUGGGUAGUGCGUAUUAAAGGGAAGUCAGUAAGUAUAUUUUGUUGGUUUUUGGCAAAUUAACUUUAUAAAUUAUUAUAUGCCUCAUACAUAGGCCUGCAGUGUGUAUGUGGUGUUUUUCCUUUUGUGUACCAUAUACACAAGACUCCCACCAGAAAAUCUCUUAGGAAACUUAAACAUCAAAUGUUUAUUUUUGUAUUUCUUUUGAUCUUUUCUCUGUAAACAUAUACAUUUAAUAAAUAAAAGCUGAUAGAAUAUUUUA